AAACCCCUCUUUCAUAACAGAACGAAUUAUUACAACAACAAAUCCUCUCUCUCUCUCUGUCGAAGAAAACAGAAGGAAGAGUCUGGACAAAAAUUGUGUAGGUUCUUGAAAUGCAGAAAGAAGAAGAAGCUACAUCAGUAUCGAUUUGUCCAAGCUUCAAUUGCUACUCGUGUGAUGGAAUCGCAGAGGUGGCGGCACGAGUAGAGACGGAGUUGUCCACAUCAAAUCAACAACCGCAUGAUGAGGAUACGUUUGAGUUCACUACGGAUUUCGAUUUCUCGUCUUCGAUAAUGGCUGGCCAGAUCCGGCCGGUUUUUCCGGUCUUCAACCGGGAUCUCAUGCUAAGCGAUUGUUGCUUUGACGAAGAUGACGAGCUUCAUCGUAAUCGAAAUCGGGAUGCAGAUUUUAGGGACGGUGAUGUAGAAGAUGAUGACGUGGCAAGGGCUCGACUGUCGUUGAAGAAUCUGUUUGUCGAUGAACCGGACAAUCCGUCAUCGUGCUCGUCCUCGGAGGCUGACGAGCUAGAGGAGAUCCCGCAGGGGGCGUACUGCUUCUGGACACCGAAAUCGCCAUCACCGUCUCCGUCACCUGGGAGAUGCAAGAAGAGCAACUCAACAGGAUCGUGUUCAAAACGGUGGCGUUUUCUUGACCUGCUUAAAAGGAGCAGCAGCGACGGCAAGGCACACUCCUUAGUAUUCGUAAAUCCGAAGGGAGAAGAGAAAACGAGAGUCAAAGCCGCCGCAGUCAAAAUAAAAUUGAAGGGAGAGACGGCGGCUUCGGCACAUAAAGCUUUUUAUGUGAAAAAUAAAGGCGGAAAGGAAGGUGAUAAACGACGGUCUUAUUUGCCGUACAGGCAGAACCUGCUUGGAUUAUUCUCGAACAAAACGUUUCCUCCAUUUUGAAUCUCCAUUUUGUUUAUUUAAUAAAUUAUCAGUAUCUUAAAUUGCAGCUGUAUUUAGUUUUUGUUUUUGAAUAAUAUGCUCACUAUAGAUCAUAGUAUAGAUCAAUAAA
Messenger RNA from Tripterygium wilfordii, 1011 nucleotides. RefSeq lists its product as uncharacterized. The transcript has a single exon. NCBI's taxonomy places the organism in Eukaryota, Viridiplantae, Streptophyta, Magnoliopsida, Celastrales, Celastraceae. The record is from RefSeq and is a predicted model, not a curated record. The coding region runs from base 111 to 902 and encodes 263 amino acids.